GCACACUUUACCGAAGGAGGACGGGGAAUCUGAAGACUCCAGAUGACAUCAAAGCUACUUUUCAACAGCCUUCUCAGUUUCCUUUCUCAGAAAGCAGAGGCUUAAAGCUUGGAGACAGAUGAGGGUCCCUGCUGCCUGCUUCCCUUUCGGCCAUGAUUGUUAAGUUUCCUGAGGACUCCCCAGCAAUUCAGAACUACUCCUGCCACCACCAUGAGAAGAUGCUGUUUCCAGCUUGAAGGAGAAAUAUAACAGAAGUCCAAUGAAAGAGAGCUGAGUGUCCCCAAUGAUGCCAUCGAGAUGAGCUAACUACAGUUAACCAGCCAGGUGACAGCAGAUACAUGAGUGAGCCCAUCUGAGAGCAGGUUUUCAUGCUUGCUGUGUAACUGAUUCUGGGCAUCUGGUGAAUGGCAGACAAGCCACAACCUCAAGGUUUUGGUAUCAGGAUGAUGCUGCCUUCACAAAAUGAGUUAGAAGAAAUUACCUAGAAAUACAACUUACAAGAUGAAGAAGAUGAAACCCUUUGAGUUUGGAAGGCUUUACAACAGAAUUCCUUUGAUGUAAUGCUGGGUAUAGAAUCCAGAUUUUUGUAGCUUUUACUUUGCUACACUUUGGCUGUGACACACUUCUUUCCUUCCCUUUGAAUCAGACUGGAAUUUAAUGUCUGUUCUUGAAGGUGCUUGCUUCUCCAUAGCCUUCCACCAUGAUUGUCAGUUUCCUGAGGUCUCACCAGCCAUGUGAAACUGGAUUUUACUUUGUCAUAAUCUCCCAUGAGAACUGGCCAAACAGCUGUGAAGGCAAGAGAGAGCUACAAGGGGCAAUCGUAUUCAUUAAAGCAGAGCAACAAGAGAGUGAAGCUGAUCAAAAUGAAUCUUUUCUGCAUUUCGCUGGAAGGUUCUAUGGAUAGCUUAUAUGAGCCGAUCCCAGAGCAACAAGCUAACCAAGAAAGCAUGUCCAGUAGAACUGAUUCUCCUAUCCCACCCUUUGGAGAGAGUGAACAAUCACCUAACAGUCUCUUCAUGGGAGUGUCUCAUUUGGAGAAUACAAAACCAAAAAAGAGAAAGUUAUUCCGGAGAUUUAUGUCUGAAAAUAAAAUAUUUGAAGGAAAAACUGUGAAUGACAAAACCUGGCAGGAACUCAGCAAGCAUAAGAAUGAUUCCCACAUCAGAAGGCCCUGUCAGCUAAAAGAUCUAAACGAAGAUGAUUUUCUAAGUAACAACAUGCAUACUCUUCAAGGAAAAACGCCACAAGGAACUUCCUGUCAGAUUACCUCUGAAUAUUGGAGUCCAUUUCACUAUCAAAGACAUGUUGAACCUACUCUUGAUGAAAUGGCCAUAAAAUCUGGCGGUGACCCAGUGGAAUCAAUGGGGACACUAAAGAGACUGCAGAAACUGGUUUGGACCAAGAAAGCCAGAGGGCAGAUUCUGGAUGAGGUGAAACCGACAUUAAUAAACCUCCAAGAUGAAGAUGACACGUUGAUUUCUUGUUUGAAAUUAACCAAAUCCCAAGAAAAGAAAACGAGUAAUGUUAGCACAAGCAGGAAGGAAGAAAUGGAGAUUAGGUCGGAUACUCUUUCUGCAACACAGGGUACAUCCAACACUUUAAAUGACUGCAACUUGGAAGAUAAAUUAGCUUGGUAUGAAGGUGAAGCUUACAUAUGGCAUCACUGGAAGCCUUUUCCUGAAAACCCUCUCUGGACAUAUGUUGAUUUCCAAAUAGCCGAGGUUGGACCCUGGGGCCACUGCUCCUCUUGUGUUCGCCACACACGUCUCAAGUCUUCCUGCUCAGAUAUGGAUCUCCUACAUUCAUGGCGAAGCAGCAGUUUUGGGAAUUUUGAUCGUUUUCGGAAUAAUUCUAUAUCAAAACCAGAUGAUUCAACUGAGGUACAUGACGGAGAUCCCAUACAUGAAAGUGGAGAAUCAAGUAAAACUUCAAAUAAUGGAGGUGGUUUGGGUAAAAAAAUGAGAGCUAUUUCUUGGACAAUGAAGAAAAAAGUGGGUAAAAAGUACAUCAAAGCCCUUUCUGAGGAAAAGGAUGAAGAAGAUGGAGAUGGUGCCCUCUCAUAUAGGAACAGUGACCCUGUGAUUGGGACCCACACAGAGAAGUUGUCACUCAAAGCCAGUGACUCCAUGGAUAGUCUCUACAGUGGACAGAGCUCAUCAAGUGGCAUAACAAGCUGUUCAGAUGGUACAAGUAACCGUGACAGCUUUCGACUGGAUGACGAUGUCCCCUAUUCAGGACCAUUCUGUGGUCGUGCCAGAGUGCAUACGGAUUUCACACCAAGUCCCUACGACACUGACUCCCUCAAAAUCAAGAAAGGAGACAUCAUAGACAUUAUCUGCAAAACACCAAUGGGGAUGUGGACGGGAAUGUUGAACAAUAAAGUAGGAAACUUCAAAUUCAUUUAUGUGGAUGUCAUCUCAGAAGAGGAAGCAGCCCCCAAGAAAAUAAAGGCAAACCAAAGGAGUAACAACGAAAAAUCCAAAACUCUGCAGGAGUUCCUAGAGAGGAUUCAUCUUCAGGAAUAUACCUCAACACUUUUGCUCAAUGGUUAUGAGACUCUAGAAGAUUUAAAAGAUAUAAAAGAGAGUCAUCUCAUUGAAUUAAAUAUUGAAAACUCAGAAGACAGAAGGAGGUUACUAUCAGCUGCUGAAAACUUCCUUGACGAAGAAAUUAUUCAGGAGCAAGAAAAUGAACCUGUGCCCCUAUCCUCGAGCCCGGACAUCUGCUUAAAUAAGUCACAGUUAGAUGACUGCCCAAGGGACUCUGGUUGUUAUAUCUCAUCAGGAAAUUCAGAUAAUGGCAAAGAGGAUCUGGAGUCUGAAAAUCUGUCUGACAUGAUACAUAAGAUUACUAUCACAGAGCCAAGCGACUGAGCACACAUUCUCAACUAUUACCUACAGAUGCGUUCCAUUUUAACUCUUCUUGAGCUAAAACAUCAAACAGGAGAGGAAAUAUUUGUAAAUAAAACCUAGAGUUUAAAUGUUUUAAUCUGAAUAAUUUGUACGUAAAAUUUUGUAUCUCUAACAUUCCAAAUUAUUGUCAAUAAAACACAUAUUUAUUAUUUUAAAUGCUAUAUGCUAAUAUUUCACUUGCCUGUAUUAGAAAAGUAUAAUGUAAGACUUCGGUAUGUGUGACAUAUGCUUUAUUUUAUAAAUACGAUACCUGCAAAAAACAAAGUCACCUUUUUUCAUACCUGCCAGUUUCGAAUUUUUAUAUGUUAUUGAAUAAAUAGUAGUAGAGGAACCUCUGUGGAAACAAGUGGUCCAAGCAAUGUUAUAUUCAUUUUUAUACUUAUUGGGAAAGUGUGAGUUAAUAUUGGACACAUUUUAUCCUGAUCCACAGUGGAGUUCUAGUAAUUAUAUUUUCUUGAUUUCUUCACCUUGUUUUCUGGUAUAAAAGUAAAGAUAAUGUGUUGUCACUUCUGGCUUAGUGAAACCAAUUGUAAUAAUUAUGCAGAUGUUUUUGUCUUUAAGUGUAAAUAUUUUUAAGUUUGACAUACCCUGAUGUUAAUAAUAAAAAGAACUAUUUGCACAUUUCA
Messenger RNA from Callithrix jacchus (white-tufted-ear marmoset), 3538 nucleotides. RefSeq names its product SAM domain, SH3 domain and nuclear localization signals 1 (gene SAMSN1). The record is from RefSeq and is a predicted model, not a curated record. Gene Ontology annotation, molecular function: phosphotyrosine residue binding. Gene Ontology annotation, biological process: negative regulation of B cell activation; negative regulation of peptidyl-tyrosine phosphorylation. Lineage: Eukaryota; Metazoa; Chordata; Mammalia; Primates; Cebidae. Gene Ontology annotation, cellular component: cytoplasm; nucleus.